AAAGAGAGUUUCAGCUGGCGAUGGAACAGCUACGCAAGGAACAGAGGGUAAUUUGACAACUAGCAGUCUGAAAUAAGUACCAAAGUAGUGCCAAAUACAAUUGUAUUUUGUCUUUCCUUUUACGGCUGUCAAUUCCCAGUGGAUAAAAUCAAGUAAAAUGGAUUGCGAACGUCAUUUCAUGUUGAUUUUGAAUACAAAUUAAAAUAAUGAAAUAAUGCUCCUUUCCCAGCGCCUACCUAAAAUGUGUUGCUUUACACUGCAAGAAACAUGUAUAGUACUGUAGGAAAAUACACAAUUAUUAUAGAAUUAUUAUACUCAUUGCAUUUAAUUUCAAUGGCAAAUUCAGCUCAAGCACAUCUGAUUUUUCUGUUCUCGUAGGCAUUAUCAAAACAGCGCAGAAAGGAGGCUGAGCUGGCUCUGGCAGCGGAUUUAUCUCCAUCACCUUUCUUACGGAAAGACUCGCUGAAAUGCCGAAGUAGAAUGAGAUCCCACAGAACGCUUUCAGAGGAGAUGGAGGAGAACUCUUUGCCAAAAUUUGACCCAUUUGAUGACAAACCAGCUCACCCUCUCCUAGCCACUCUCUCCUCCCAUCCUCUGAGCACCCGUCGCGGAAGCCAAGUCAGCAUCUUUACCUUCCGGCCACGCAAUAAUUCAGAGGCCGACUUUGCAGAUGACGAACACAGCAUCCAUGAUGAUGGACGAAGCCGAGCGGGUUCCAUGGCUAUACCGUGGAACAAGCGUCGUACGGGUAGCAUCAGGAGUCACUCGUCACAGGUGUUCAUGCCCACCCUCACCCUUAACGGCAGACUAAACCUUCCUCUGGACCAGAACGGCAUCACCAGCAUCAGCCCACACACCCCGACCCACGCGUUCAGCAUGGAAAAGGUCUGGGAGGAUAUGGAGCCAGUGUGUCAGAAUGAACAGACCACUGCAGCUGCCAAGCUGACUGUCGACGUGCAGGAGGAGGUCCCGCCCCCUCGCAGGAAGAGAGGACUGAGCUCUGUCAGCUUCUUCAGUGAAGCCAUGGAUGAACUUGAAGAGGCCCAUCAGAAGUGUCCUCCAUGCUGGUAUGAAUUUGCGAAGAAGUACCUGGUUUGGACAUGCUCUCCAGCCUGGCUGAGAGUGAAGGAAGGGCUUAAAGUCAUGGUGAUGGACCCCUUCCUGGACCUUGCAAUUACUAUUUGCAUUGUACUCAACACAUUGUUCAUGGCGCUGGAGCACUACCCCAUGACUGAUGAAUUCAACAGCAUGCUGACUGUUGGAAACCUGGUGUUCACUGGAAUCUUCACGGCAGAGAUGGUGAUGAAGAUCUUUGCUUUGGAUCCAUACUAUUACUUUCAGCAAGGCUGGAACAUUUUUGAUGGAAUUAUUGUUUCUUUGAGUCUGAUGGAGUUGGGCCUUUCCAACGUGGAGGGUCUGUCUGUCCUCCGCUCGUUUAGACUGCUGAGAGUUUUGAAACUAGCAAAGUCAUGGCCCACCCUCAACACGCUGAUAAAGAUCAUCGGUAACUCUGUGGGUGCCUUGGGGAACCUGACGCUAGUCUUGGCCAUCAUCGUCUUCAUCUUCGCUGUAGUGGGCAUGCAGCUGUUUGGAAAGAACUAUCAGGACUGCGUGUGUAAGAUCAGCUACGACUGCACCCUUCCUCGCUGGCACAUGAAGGACUUCUUCCACUCGUUCCUCAUCGUGUUCCGGGUCUUGUGCGGAGAGUGGAUCGAGACCAUGUGGGAUUGUAUGGAGGUGGCUGGACAGCCGCUUUGCAUUCUGGUCUUCAUGCUGGUCAUGGUCAUAGGAAACCUGGUGAUGUUGAAUCUGUUUCUAGCCCUAUUGUUGAGCUCCUUCAGCUCUGAUAAUUUGUCAGCGCCCGACGAAGAUGGAGAAAUGAACAACCUUCAGAUAGCCAUCAGUCGAAUCCACUUUGGUUUCACUUGGCUGCUGGACGGCAUCAAAGAUCUCUUCAACGGGAACCUGGCAGGCUGCAGACAAAAGGCCAAAGAGAAGCAGGUGUCACUGAAAGAGAAUCACACUGAGUGCAACGGCGGUGUGGGAAGUUUAGAGCAGCAUGGAGGGAAGUACAUUACUCUAGAAGGAGAGGACAGUUACAUUACCAAUCCCAACCUUACCAUCUGUGUGCCCAUUGCGCCAGGAGAGUCGGACGUGGAAUUCCUUGAGGAGGAGGAUGAUGAGGAGACAGAGUCAUCAGAGGAUGAAGAGCAGAAACUGGAAGUCAGCCUCUCUGAAGGAAGCACUGCGGACUUGAGGAAGCCUGGGGAAGAUGAGGAGGAAUAUUCUGAGAUGGCAGAUGAUGGCAUGGAUCCAGAAGAGUGUUUCCCUGAGUUCUGUAUGCAGCGCUGUGAGUGUUGUAACAUCAACACGGCGAGAGGUCUGGGUCAAGCGUGGUGGAGGUUGAGGAAGACCUGCUAUCAGAUUGUGGAGCACAGCUGGUUUGAGACCUUCAUCAUCUUCAUGAUCCUCCUCAGCAGUGGCGCUCUGGCAUUUGAAGACAUUUACAUCGAACAGCGGAAGGUGGUGAAGGUGGUGUUGGAAUAUGCUGAUAAGGUGUUCAGCUACAUCUUCGUGCUGGAGAUGUUUCUGAAGUGGAUCGCGUAUGGCUUUAAGAAAUACUUCACUAACUACUGGUGCUGGCUGGACUUCCUGAUUGUGGAUGUUUCUUUGAUUAGCUUGGUCGCUAACUCUCUGGGCUACUCGGACUUUGGGGCCAUUAAAUCUUUGAGGACUCUAAGAGCUCUGAGGCCCUUGAGGGCCCUGUCUAGAUUUGAAGGAAUGCGGGUGGUGGUGAAUGCACUGAUCGGGGCCAUCCCGUCCAUCAUGAACGUACUGCUGGUGUGCCUGAUCUUCUGGCUCAUAUUUAGCAUCAUGGGUGUCAAUCUGUUCGCUGGGAAAUUCGGGAAAUGUGUCAACAGGACAGGAUACAUUCACAGUGUAACCCUGGUCAACAACAAGAGUGACUGCCAGGCCAUGAAUGACACCCAGUUCUACUGGACCAAAGUGAAAGUCAACUUCGAUAAUGUGGGCCUUGGAUACCUCUCACUUCUGCAGGUGGCAACAUUCAAAGGCUGGAUGGAAAUCAUAUAUGCCGCCGUUGAUUCCCGUGGAGUUGAGGAGCAGCCCGUCAAAGAGAUAAACCUCUACAUGUACCUCUACUUUGUAAUUUUCAUCAUCUUCGGAUCCUUCUUUACCUUAAAUCUGUUCAUCGGUGUCAUCAUCGAUAACUUCAAUCAGCAGAAAAGAAUGAUAGGUUGCCAGGAUAUAUUCAUGACCGAAGAACAGAAAAAGUACUACAACGCUAUGAAGAAACUUGGUUCGAAAAAGCCACAGAAGCCAAUUCCAAGACCAGUGAACAUUUUACAAGGAUUCUUUUUCGACUUGGUGUCCAAGCAAGCCUUUGACAUUACCAUCAUGAUGCUCAUUAUUCUCAACAUGAUAACCAUGAUGGUCGAGACCGAUGAACAAUCUGCUCGCAUGGAGACCGUCCUCAAUAACAUCAACCUGGCCUUCAUUGUCAUCUUUACCACUGAAUGCCUCAUCAAGAUAUUUGCCCUCCGCUGUUAUUUCUUCACCAUUAGUUGGAACAUAUUUGACUUUGUAGUCGUGAUUCUGUCCAUCGUUGGAAUUGUCCUUGCUGACAUAAUAGAAAAAUACUUUGUGUCCCCAACUCUGUUUCGAGUGAUCCGGCUGGCAAGAAUAGGACGAGUUCUCAGACUAAUACGAGCAGCUAAAGGAAUAAGGACGUUACUUUUUGCCUUAAUGAUGUCGCUGCCAGCUUUGUUCAACAUUGGCCUCCUGCUCUUCCUGGUCAUGUUCAUCUAUGCCAUUUUUGGCAUGGCAAACUUCGCCUACGUAAAGAAGCAGGGCGGGAUUGACGACAUGUUCAACUUUGAAACCUUCGGGAACAGUAUGAUCUGCCUUUUCCAGAUCACCACAUCGGCCGGUUGGGAUAACCUACUGGAUCCCAUUCUCAACAACUCUCCGGAAGAAUGCAGCUCGAGUUACAUCAACACCGGAACCAACACUAAGGGUAACUGUGGCAACCCCUCGGUAGGGAUCACUUUCUUCGUCAGUUACAUCAUCAUUUCCUUCUUGAUCGUGGUCAACAUGUACAUAGCCAUCAUUCUGGAAAACUUCAGCGUGGCCACCGAGGAGAGCACUGAACCUCUGAGCGAGGAUGACUUUGAGAUGUUCUAUGAGGUAUGGGAGAAGUUUGACGUUGAGGCCACACACUUCAUAGAGUACUCCAAACUCUCGAGUUUUGCCAACAACCUUUCCGAACCUCUGAGGAUCGCCAAACCCAACAGAAUCAAACUCAUCAACAUGGAUCUACCCAUGGUCAGCGGCGACAGGAUCCACUGCUUGGACAUCCUGUUCGCCUUCACUAAGCGGGUCCUCGGGGAGACUGGAGAAAUGGACGCUUUGAAGCAGCAAAUGGAGGAGAAGUUCAUGAUGACGAACACUUCCAAGAUCUCCCACGAGCCCAUCACCACCACACUGCGGCGCAAGCAGGAGGAGAUUUCGGCAUCCCUGAUCCAGCGUGCCUACAGGCGGCACCUGGUUAGACGGCAAAUGAAGCAGGCUUCUUACCUGUACAGGCACAUAAAACAAAACGCACCCUGGUCGGAAGAGGACUGCGCUCUGGAGCGGGAAGGACUCAUAGCGUCUAUGAUUAAAGAGCACUACGGUCCCGAGAAGGGGCCACCGUACUUAGCAUGCUCUCCGCCGUCCUAUGAGGCUGUAACAAGGGAUCCUAGUGACCAUUUCAAGAUGUUAAUACCUGACUCUCAAUCUAGUGAGCCUCCUAAAUCAGAAGAGACGUAUGACGAGACCUUUCUUUAGGAACUCUUUUCUAAGUCUAAUCUAAAUCUAAUCAGGAGGAAUUCAAAUGCAAACAAGUUUUCACUUUUUUAAUGUCAGAAAAAGUUUGGACAACCUGUUGUUUUUGUCAUAAAAUAUGGCAUGGUAUCAUGGCGGAGCUGACAAAAAUAAAUGGAUAUAUCAACAUGAGGAUGUACACGCUAACCUUUCGCUCAGAUGUGUUGCACAUAUCACAAUUGUAAUAUAUUGCACAGAUGUUAUUUUGGUUGUUUCCUAUAAAGCUCAACAGGCCACAUAGAGUUUUUCCCAGAGUUUUCCAUUGCUCAGGACUAAGUGAGGAAUUGUAUCACUUUUUUUUUUACACUUGAUGAGAGUAACUGUGAUUUAUAGUAUAGU
Messenger RNA from Sinocyclocheilus grahami, 5223 nucleotides. Its product is annotated as sodium channel protein type 2 subunit alpha-like. The transcript is spliced from 17 exons. Gene Ontology annotation, biological process: sodium ion transmembrane transport; membrane depolarization during action potential; neuronal action potential. Gene Ontology annotation, molecular function: protein binding; voltage-gated sodium channel activity. NCBI's taxonomy places the organism in Eukaryota, Metazoa, Chordata, Actinopteri, Cypriniformes, Cyprinidae. The coding region runs from base 481 to 4848 and encodes 1455 amino acids. The record is from RefSeq and is a predicted model, not a curated record. Gene Ontology annotation, cellular component: plasma membrane; voltage-gated sodium channel complex.